Molecule: messenger RNA, 1847 nt
Organism: Telopea speciosissima
Lineage: Eukaryota; Viridiplantae; Streptophyta; Magnoliopsida; Proteales; Proteaceae
Product: fumarate hydratase 1, mitochondrial-like
Exons: 19
Coding region: 47-1534 (495 amino acids)
Biological process (GO): fumarate metabolic process; tricarboxylic acid cycle; malate metabolic process
Cellular component (GO): tricarboxylic acid cycle heteromeric enzyme complex; mitochondrion
Molecular function (GO): fumarate hydratase activity
Source: RefSeq, a predicted model, not a curated record
CUUGAGAUCCUAUACCCAAAAAAAAAAAAAAAAAAAAGGAUUAGACAUGGCGAUGUUUAUGGUCUCACGUCGCCUUUCGUCUUCGUCGACUUCGUCGGCGCCGUCUGGAUCUUGGCGUGCAGUUUGUUUGAGGCAGUUUUCGACGACUUUCAGGGAGGAGCGAGAUACAUUUGGACCGAUACAAGUUCCCUCCGACAAGUUGUGGGGUGCUCAAACUCAGAGGUCAUUGCAGAAUUUUGAUAUUGGUGGUGAGCGAGAACAAAUGCCUGAACCAAUAAUACGUGCCUUUGGAAUUCUUAAAAAAUGUGCAGCCAAGGUCAACAUGGAGUAUGGUCUGGAUCCACAAAUUGGGAAGGCGGUAAUGCAGGCAGCCCAAGAAGUUUCAGAGGGAAAACUUAAUGAUCAAUUUCCCCUUGUUAUAUGGCAGACUGGCAGUGGAACUCAAAGUAACAUGAAUGCCAAUGAGGUGAUUGCAAAUAGAGCGUCAGAGAUUCUUGGUCACAAAAGGGGUGAAAAAUUUGUACACCCAAAUGACCAUGUCAAUAGAUCACAAUCUUCCAAUGACACAUUUCCAACUGUUAUGCACAUAGCUGCGGCAGUUGAAAUAAAUUCAAGAUUUAUACCAAGCUUGAAACAGUUACACACUUCUUUGCAUUCAAAGUCUCUUGAAUUCAAAGAUAUUAUUAAGAUUGGACGCACGCACACUCAAGAUGCCACACCUUUAACUCUCGGACAGGAGUUCAGCGGUUACUCUACACAGGUAAAAUAUGGAAUUGACCGGGUCCUGUGUACUUUGCCCCGCAUGUAUCAGCUUGCUCAAGGUGGUACUGCUGUAGGAACAGGAUUGAACACAAAAAAAGGAUUUGAUGUAAAGAUUGCAGCGGCAGUAGCUGAGGAAACUAACUUACCAUUUGUCACAGCUGAAAACAAGUUUGAAGCUCUGGCUGCACAUGAUGCUUUUGUUGAAACUAGUGGAGCCCUGAAUACGAUUUCUUCUUCUCUCAUGAAGAUUGGGAAUGACAUACGUCUGUUGGGAAGUGGUCCACGUUGCGGCCUUGGUGAGCUGAUUCUUCCUGAGAAUGAGCCAGGCAGCAGCAUCAUGCCUGGCAAGGUUAAUCCCACUCAGUGUGAGGCUCUCACAAUGGUCUGUGCUCAGGUUAUGGGAAACCAUGUUGCAAUUACUAUCGGUGGAUCAAAUGGUCACUUUGAACUCAAUGUGUUCAAGCCACUGAUUGCUAGCAGCCUGCUACGUUCACUGAGGUUGCUUGCGGAUGCGUCAGCUUCUUUUGAGAAGAAUUGUGUAAGGGGAAUUCAAGCUAAUCGUGAAAGGAUUUCAAAAUUGCUACAUGAGUCACUGAUGCUUGUUACGUGCUUGAAUCCUAAAAUUGGUUAUGACAAUGCUGCAGCAGCGGCCAAGAAGGCACACAAGGAGGGAACCACUCUAAAGGAAGCUGCAUUGAACCUUGGAUUGCUUACAAGUGAAGAAUUUGACCAGCUUGUUGUACCUGAGAAGAUGAUCAGCCCAACGGAUUGAGCCUGGAAAUACAUGGGAGUUCUCUUAAUAAUUGCUUGCCAGACUCCGGAGACGAUUGCUCCAAAGUUCCAUUUUUGCACUCACAUCUCACACUUUGGAUGGAUUCAAGUGGUCGAGAUGUAGAGGAGCGAAUAAAGCUGUGAUAUUUUUGACAAUCUGAGCUGUUUUGCCUGUUGGUGAGUUUCUUUUUUGGCGAAUGCAAGUCCUUGCGGUUAAUCCAGUUAAUAAGGGGCUAGCCUAACCUUGGUAACGAAGAAGGAUGGACUGAAAGGAAAGAAUUGUAGAUUAAAUGGAAAUCAUUAAUCUCUGAAAA